AUGGAUAUAGCUGUUGCCGUCAGCAAGAACAUGCCAAAAAGAAAACUAGUCGGAGUUAAAGUUUUGCUUAUAGCUUCCGUGAAGCAGCAGCCUUGUGAACUUAGUGAUAAAUCACAGUCCAAAGCCCACGGCAGUGAUGAGGUGAGAUACAGAAAAACCUGGAAAGGAGAUGAGGACAAUGGAGGAGGCAUUGAUUUGAUUUUGAUCACUACUAAACAAAGCGAGCUGACAAAAACCAUUAAUGCCCCUUUCAGCCGCCUCCACAGGAGGUCAACUGCCAAACAAGAGAGGAAAUGGCCCAGCAGUGCUGGGGAAGGAGAUCCUUUCAUGCGCCUUGUAAUUGCGGACCCAGACAACACAGAUGAUGAUUUUUUUCAUGAACUUCCAGAAAGUUUUCCAUCUGAUCCUCCAGAGCCCUUGCCCCACUUCCUCAUUGAACCUGAAGAAGCUUAUAUUGUGAAGAACAAGCCAGUGAAUCUGUACUGCAAAGCGAGCCCUGCCACGCAGAUCUAUUUCAAGUGCAACAGCGAAUGGGUGCAUCAGAAGGACCAUGUGGUCGAUGAGAGAGUAGAUGAAACCUCUGGUUUGAUUGUCCGAGAGGUGAGCAUUGAGAUUUCCCGCCAGCAGGUGGAGGAGCUCUUCGGGCCCGAAGAUUACUGGUGCCAGUGCGUUGCCUGGAGCUCUGCCGGCACUACCAAGAGCCGCAAAGCCUACGUUCGCAUUGCCUAUCUCCGGAAGACUUUCGAGCAAGAGCCCUUGGGGAAAGAAGUAUCCCUGGAGCAAGAAGUCCUGCUCCAGUGCCGUCCCCCCGAAGGCAUCCCAGUAGCCGAGGUGGAGUGGCUGAAGAACGAGGAGGUGAUUGAUCCUGUGGAAGACCGAAAUUUUUAUAUCACCAUUGAUCACAACCUGAUCAUCAAGCAAGCCCGUCUCUCUGACACAGCCAAUUACACCUGUGUCGCCAAAAACAUCGUGGCCAAAAGGAAAAGCACUACAGCGACUGUGAUCGUCUACGUGAAUGGAGGCUGGUCGACCUGGACUGAGUGGUCAGUAUGUAACAGCCGAUGUGGGAGAGGCUUUCAGAAGCGUACGAGGACCUGCACCAAUCCAGCACCGCUCAACGGCGGUGCCUUCUGCGAAGGCCAAAGCGUUCAGAAAAUAGCUUGCACCACUCUAUGUCCAGUGGAUGGGAAAUGGACGUCCUGGAGCAAGUGGUCCACGUGCGGCACGGAGUGCACCCACUGGCGCCGGCGGGAGUGCACGGCCCCGGCACCGAAGAAUGGCGGCAAGGACUGCGAGGGGCUCGUGCUGCAGUCCAAGAACUGCACGGACGGGCUCUGCAUGCAAAGUUUCAUUUAUCCCAUUUCAACUGAACAGAGAACCCAGAAUGAAUAUGGAUUUUCUUCUGCCCCCGACUCGGAUGAUGUUGCUCUCUACGUUGGGAUCGUGAUAGCCGUGAUCGUGUGCCUGGCUAUUUCUGUGAUUGUGGCCCUGUUUGUCUAUCGCAAGAACCACCGUGACUUUGAGUCAGAUAUUAUCGACUCCUCAGCGCUAAAUGGUGGCUUUCAGCCUGUCAACAUCAAGGCCGCGAGACAAGACCUCCUGGCAGUGCCACCAGACCUCACUUCUGCUGCAGCCAUGUACAGGGGUCCUGUUUACGCCUUGCACGAUGUCUCUGAUAAAAUCCCAAUGACCAAUUCUCCAAUCCUGGAUCCACUGCCCAACCUGAAGAUCAAGGUCUAUAAUACCUCUGGUGCCGUCACCCCCCAGGAUGAACUCUCUGACUUCUCCUCCAAGCUGUCCCCGCAGAUUACCCAGUCCCUGCUGGAGAACGAGACCCUGAACAUGAAGAACCAGAGCCUUGCUCGACAAACAGACCCAUCUUGCACUGCGUUUGGGACCUUCAACUCCUUGGGGGGCCACCUAAUAAUUCCCAAUUCAGGAGUAAGCUUGCUGAUCCCAGCAGGGGCCGUUCCCCAAGGGAGAGUCUAUGAAAUGUAUGUGACAGUUCACAGGAAGGAGAACAUGAGGCCGCCCAUAGAAGACAGCCAAACCCUUCUGACCCCAGUGGUGAGCUGCGGGCCACCAGGAGCACUGCUAACCCGGCCAGUCAUCUUAACCAUGCACCACUGCGCCGAGCCGAAUACAGAGGACUGGCAGAUCCAGCUGAAGCACCAAGCAGCCCAGGGGCCGUGGGAGGAUGUGGUGAUAGUCGGAGAGGAAAACUUCACCACUCCGUGCUACAUCCAGCUGGACCCGGAGGCCUGCCAUAUCCUGACAGAAACCCUCAGCACGUAUGCCUUGGUGGGACAGUCCAUCACCAAAGCAGCCGCAAAACGUCUCAAACUGGCCAUCUUUGGACCGCUGUCCUGCUCAUCACUGGAGUACAGCAUCCGGGUCUACUGCCUCGAUGACACACAGGAUGCCCUUAAGGAAGUGCUACAGCUUGAGCGGCAGAUGGGCGGGCAGUUACUGGAAGAACCCAAAGCUUUGCAUUUUAAGGGAAGUACCCACAACCUCCGCUUGUCCAUUCAUGACAUUGCCCACUCUCUCUGGAAGAGCAAAUUGCUGGCAAAGUACCAGGAGAUUCCCUUUUACCACAUCUGGAGUGGGUGUCAGAGGAACCUACACUGCACCUUCACGCUGGAAAGGUUCAGCCUGAAUACUCUGGAGCUGGUGUGCAAACUCUGCGUACGGCAGGUCGAGGGGGAAGGGCAGAUCUUUCAGCUCAACUGCUCAGUGUCAGAGGAACCUGCUGGCAUCGAUUAUCCUCUCAUGGAUUCAGCAAGCACCAUCACCACGAUCGUAGGGCCCAGCGCUUUCAGCAUCCCCCUGCCAAUCCGGCAGAAGCUCUGCAGCAGCCUCGACGCUCCCCAGACCAGGGGCCACGACUGGAGGAUGCUGGCCCACAAGCUGAAACUGGACAGGUAUCUAAAUUAUUUUGCUACAAAAUCAAGUCCCACUGGGGUGAUCCUGGAUCUCUGGGAAGCCCAGAAUUUCCCUGAUGGCAACUUGAGCAUGCUGGCAGCAGUUCUGGAAGAAAUGGGAAGACACGAAACCGUUGUUUCUUUGGCAGCAGAAGGAAAUUACUGAUGCAGCCUUGGCGGGAUCAGGAAGGACAGACACAGGGAGUGGUAAUGCCCUGCUAUUACACAUGAGAAUUGAAGAGAAAACCCAGACCAAUGAGUUACACAAAAGACACUUCAGAGAAGAAAGCAAGCAAACAAAAAAAAACCAGCCCUGACCUUUACACGUGCUCUCCUUGUACAUUAUCACAGGAUCUAAAAGAAAUCAUGCAAAGUUGUACCUUGAAAAUAUAAAUCAACCUAAUGUUCCUCUCGGCUUGGCUGUACACUGCUUGGUACAGGAUUUUACAGUUUCCUAGGAAACGCUUUUUAUUGCUAUCCAGAUAUAUGGAUAAACUUUCUUAACAAUCCCAGUUUCUACGGAUGUUGUUUACAUCAAAUUCUGGACAGGGGUAAGGAGACUGUCCAUGGCUCUUUAUAUUUUUUGUUUAAAGCCAUUCUAGACAAAGCUAUGGACAGUUGGUUGUGGCUAUUUCAGAUUAUUGGUUUCUGGUGAAGUCAGACUUUGGCUACAAUUGUGCACAUCGAGUGUCUCACAAUGAUCCUCCUGUCAUUAUUCUGUUUCCUAGACCUACGUGUAAAAAACCCCAGAGCUGCAGAGGGGUGCAUCUGGAAAGCAGGUACUCUGGGUGCUAAGCAGGAACAAACAUAACGUUCCCGUCCUUGCCCAAGGGAGGCCCCUUGAGCCUGUGUGGAAAAUAGCUGUAGGACAGUGGGAAACAUAGGAUGGGAGUUAAUUUUCCAUUCACAGCCUAACAAACACCCUUUCCACCCCUUGGCGAUAUGGGGAGGCUGGAUAUGCAAUUCAGAGUGGUUAGGGAAAAAAGAAAUCCAGAAAAAAAUAAAAAAGAGAUUUUCCUAUGAUAAUUAUUUACUAAUUAGUAUCUAGUGCAAGGAUUAUAAUGAUUACUAUUGUUAUUAUUAUUACCAUUCUUACUUUAUUUCUAAUUUUGUCAGCAGCAGGAUGAAUCGUUCCCAUUUUGAUAGAACCUGUUGUCCCCUUCCUGAAGGUCUCCUAGGACAUUUCCCACUAUAUUGUCUGUCCUUCCCUUCUCCAGCCAUUGUACACGUCCUCCAAAGUCCUCUGCUAGCCCACAAGGGUUGCUCACACGGUAUUAGAGUUGCUGUGCUUUAUGCCAGCUGCAAAGCUGGUUCAAACUGGUGGAGCUCCCCAGAAAUCACUGGUCCGCACCAGCAAAGGAUCUACCCAGCGUGUCUCCCUGCAGCGAAUUGUGACAUAUUGCGACUCCCCCAGUUUGCUCCAGGAAGCACUCCUACGCCAAGGUGACUGUGAAGGCUGGAGCGCGCCCCAUCCCAUGCUGUGAUCCAGCCUCCCAGUCCAGCUGCACGUAGCCCGUCGUUUGGGAAGCAGAUGUGCAAGCGUAUGGAGGCACUGACGUUGAGCACCCGAUCUGUGCAUCCAAGGUGAGCCUCCAGAGACCUUGCUUUAUUUUUAAGAGAUUUGGGAGCCAGCAGCUCCCAUGAGUUUCAGACGGAGCCAGAGGCACUUACUCCCACUGAAUAACACCUCUUUGCUCAAUGGCUGUGAUAGCCAAGGCUACUGGGCGUAAGAGGAAGGCUCCUUUCUGUCGUUUCUGGGUGAGAGCCACUCGCUGGAUCUCUGUGGCUCUUCCGGAGCUGCAGCCAGGGCAGUUUCUCCCGCAUGCCCAGUGCAGCGCGGUGGAGGCCAAGCCCCGUGCAUUGCAGCUCUGUGCUUUGGCUCUGCCCCGGCUCCCGAUUUGUCACGGUAGCUCUUGCACAGGGCGUUGCAGGUCCCUGUGAGCUGACCAGACACAUUUGUUUCCGUGCCACAUCCCUCUUGGCCUCUGCCAGCAGAUAAAGUGGGAACUUGGCAAACGGAGCUAACUAUUGUUUUUUCAGUUGUCACCACAAACAUAUUUCAUUUUCUGCUCAGUGAAAAGACUGACUCUUUAGUGCAACACGGAGCAUAGUAUUUCCGUAGUUUUAAUUCCAGUUUUGUUUGUCCUUUACUUCAGCUGCAGAGAGCACUGCCUCCCCAGCCCAUUCACGCCGGGAUUUGAGCCCAUGCCUGGUUUUUGCUGUUGUGUACGCACCCACACAUAUGCACACACGCACAAAUGCUUUGCUCACACGUGUAUUCUCCCAUCACAUUCUUCUCAAGACUUGUUUUGUUUUCUUUUGGUUUUUUUUUUCCCCCCCCAAGGCUUUCAAGUCUGCACCUUUAAAGGUAACUUUGAAAAUGUCAUUGGUCAAAAUGAAAGAAAAAUUUCAUCUGACCUUUUUCCCACUUGACAUUUCCAUAGGCUUGGGACGUUUUUUUUUUUUUUUCUAAUUCUCAGCUCCCUAACACCAGGGGUGUUUUCAUUAAGUGCUAGGCGGUGAUCACAAAGCACCCCCUUUCUCAUAAGCAGUAACCCAGCAAUUUACAAAGGAUCAGACCAGGCUUCCUGUCAAAUCCAGAGAGCAGCGUGCACAGGUCUUGACUUUCAGCAUCUGUCUGUAUUUUGGCUCCGUAAUCACCACCUCUGGUGAACGUGGAGGCCUUCUAAUACAGAUCCAGCCAGGGCAUCCUUUUCUUGAACGACCUUCCUAUUUUUUUACCUUAAGCAGUUGAUCCAGAGCUCUUGAAGGACAGGGCUCUGCUUUUCUCCCUCGUGCAGCCUUCAGGUAUAACCAGUUAUACUUUUAGUUCCUACUUCACUGGCUUGGCGCUUUCCCCUUGUGGGCCCAGUCUUUGGUCUCUGAAGUCCAGACUGGUUUGGGCUCUCGGCUGGGGGCUCUCACUAGGUGGGCACCGUGCAGCACCUCGAGCCUGUGUGCCUUCUGCCAGCUCUCUGUGCUCCCCCUUCCCACCCGGAGGCCCCCUUCAAGAAAAAUAGAUGAGUAACUUUCUUAAGACUUUCUGAUUCUGGGACAGAAAACAGAAAGCUUCUGCAGCUCCUGUGUAAAGGGGCUCCCUUGCGAGGAAAAGGCUGGCUCUAAUUUAGCGGAGCAGUGGAUGGCAAUGAGCACCAUUGCCUCUCCCGGCAUAGGCACAGAGUGAGGGGGAGAAAGGACAGCAAGAUGUGCUCAAAAUACCAUUUUAGGGGGAGAACGCUAGCAGCAGACCUUCUCUCGUGAUUGCUUGUACACACUGCCAUCUCGUGGGGCAGAGCACGAACUUAAACACCGAUACCAGGCACUUCGUUUAAGCCUGAGAAAAGUUAUCUUAGCAAAGACUUUUCCAUGAGGUGGCUCUUUAAAAUGACAAAUAAUAUUGGCAGACAGAACUGACUCUUAAGAAGUGUUGUAACAUUUUAUGUCAGGUAAGCAAAUUUGUUUUAAAAAAAUGACUGCAGGCUUCUUAUCCUCCAGUUGUUACUAUUUUUAAAUGCUUAACCUUUUAGUUGUCCACCUUUGGUAAUGCGCUCUGUAGCAGCUUUGCUGCUCAUCACACCAUCUCUUCAUUACAUGUUGAUUGCUAGUGAUAUAAAUAAUAUAU
Struthio camelus australis is the source of this 6546-nucleotide messenger RNA. Lineage: Eukaryota; Metazoa; Chordata; Aves; Struthioniformes; Struthionidae. The record is from RefSeq and is a predicted model, not a curated record.